Daphnia carinata is the source of this 1559-nucleotide messenger RNA. RefSeq names its product homeobox protein unplugged-like (gene unpg). The transcript is spliced from 2 exons. NCBI's taxonomy places the organism in Eukaryota, Metazoa, Arthropoda, Branchiopoda, Diplostraca, Daphniidae. Gene Ontology annotation, cellular component: nucleus. The record is from RefSeq and is a predicted model, not a curated record. Gene Ontology annotation, molecular function: DNA-binding transcription factor activity, RNA polymerase II-specific; RNA polymerase II transcription regulatory region sequence-specific DNA binding. Gene Ontology annotation, biological process: regulation of transcription by RNA polymerase II; regulation of nervous system development. Bases 112 to 1455 code for a protein of 447 amino acids.
UCCGCCGGAUCAACUUAUCCUAUCGGCACUCUUCAAUUAGUUGAUGUUUACGAGGUUUUAAAAAUUUAUUGCUGGCGAUUAAGAAAAUUUAGGGGGAUAGUCCAAUUCGUUAUGGAAUCGUCGAGAUUUCCGCCUGGUAGUAAUUUCCAAAGUUGGUUGAAUCCUCUCGAUCCGACAGUGAUGUUGGCUGCCGCUGCUGCUGGAUCGGUGUGUGCCCCUCCGUCGAUCGGCCUGUCGGAUUCAGUUUCUUCUUCCACGUCGUCCAUCUCCGGUUCGUCACCUAACCGAUUCGCACCUUUGGUUUACCAACAUUUCUUUCACCAUUUGCCGCCCGUCCGAAAUCAGCAACAUUUCGAUCUACUGACGUAUCACGCCGCUGCCCUUCACCAACACUUGGCCGUGGCUGCUGCAGCCGUGUCCAACCGGACAUUUCAGCAAAGCCAACAGUUGCCCUCGUUAGUCACGAAUUCAAUGCCCUUUGCAGGAGUUUCCGCUACCGGCAUCCCGACUACGGACGAGGAGAGAUCCGCAAAAAAAUCGGCUUGUAUUGGUUACAGCGUAGCUGAUCUUCUGUCGGAUCAUCAACGACCAAACAGUUGCGAUCGCAUUAAUAACACAUCGCCCGAGCGUUCAGAAAGUGAGCUGGAUAUCUUAUCCGAAGGUAAUAGUAGUACGGAAGAAGACCUUUUCCAAGAGCCAAAUCAACACAUAUAUCCGGCCACCAAUUCACUCGGUUGCGGAGAGGGUUCCGACCGAGGAGUCGAUUCGUUUGGUGCAGCAGGAUCAGCAGUGGUUGUUACAUCAUCAGACAGUUCCAUUGAUGCAACGCUUUCUAAUGGAAGUGGUAAUAACAAGAAUAGGCGAAGGAGGACGGCUUUUUCUACUCACCAGCUGAUCGAACUGGAGCGUGAAUUUCAAGCUAAAAAGUACCUUAGCUUGACAGAGCGCUCCCAAAUCGCUCAUCAACUGCGCUUGUCAGAAGUGCAGAUCAAGAUAUGGUUUCAAAAUCGUCGAGCUAAAUGGAAACGAGUCAAAGCCGCUUUAGUUACAGGUGGAUCGUCCCGGAUGAAUGGCGGAGGCCAGCAUUCCAACAACCAGCACCACUCACAGUCGCUUUCGUACCAUCAGCAAUUGCAUUCAGAUGGCAAUCAUCAUCACCCGCCACAGCAAAAAUUAGUGGUCCCCAUUCCCGUGCAUGUCAAUCGAAUCGCACUCCGCUCGCAACAUCAACAGAUGGAGAAAAACCCUAGCGGGACUGCCAUCAGUAAUAGUGCUGUCGCCAUUCAACGACAACGCCCAUCACCUGUGACAGAACUGAACCUAUCGUCAGCCUCACCAUUCCGCUCCUCUGGAUCAACCCUAUUUCGUUCACCGUCUCACUCCCGGUCGGUUUACCCGUCCGACCCAGGCUCCUCACCGACGGCCGUGGAUCCCUCGGUUUCUAAUACAAUUUAGUAAUUUUUUUUAUUUUUUUAUUUUGUGUGUACAAUGAAAUACUCAUAAUUAAUCGUAACUGAUUUAUUUAUCGCGGGAGUUGAAUUCGAGUUUUUUUUUGUACC